UAUAUAGAGUCUGGUAUGAAUUUCAGGUUGGACGGCAAGGUUGCAAUUGUGACCGGAGGAGCAAGUGGAAUAGGAGCAGAAACAGCGAGGGUAUUUGUGGAAAACGGUGCAUUUGUAGUUAUAGCAGAUGUUAACGAUGAACUGGGACAUCAAGUAGCAAGUUUCAUUGGCGUAGACAAGGUUAGUUACCGUCACUGCGACGUUAGAGACGAGAAACAAGUUGAAAAAACCGUUACUUUUGCCGUUAACAAAUACGGAAGCUUGGACAUCAUGUUUAGCAACGCUGGAGUUGCUGGCGCUCUUUCCAGCAUUCUUGAUUUGGAUUUGAAGGACUUUGACAACACACUAGCCGUGCAUCUUCAUGGAGCGGCCGCAUGCAUUAAACACGCGGCACGUGUCAUGGUCGAAACAAAGACACGUGGCUCCAUAAUUUGCACGGCUAGCGUGGCUGCUAUGGUUAGUAGCAAUGCGGCUAGUCAUGGAUAUACCACAGCCAAACAUGGUCUUGUGGGUCUUGUGCGUUCGGCAUGUGGUGAGCUUGGAGCUCAUGGAAUUAGGGUUAAUUCGAUUUCGCCUUAUGUUGUGGCCACGCCUUUGGCGUGUAGAGAGCUUGGUAUGGAGGCAAGUGAACUUGAAAGUGCUGGUGCUGUUGGUGCCAAUUUGAAGGGGAUUGUGUUGAAGCCAAUUCAUGUUGCUCAAACAGCUUUGUUUCUUGCUUCUCAUCAAUCUGCUUAUAUUAGUGGCCAUAACUUAGUUGUUGAUGGCGGUUUCUUAGCCCGCCGGUAAUCUGGCGCGAGCGCCACUCUCAAAAAAUAAAGGGUUUAACUAUCCUGUGUCUUAAGAGCACA
Messenger RNA from Arachis duranensis, 848 nucleotides. RefSeq names its product short-chain dehydrogenase reductase 3b-like. The transcript has a single exon. Gene Ontology annotation, molecular function: oxidoreductase activity. Bases 16 to 786 code for a protein of 256 amino acids. NCBI's taxonomy places the organism in Eukaryota, Viridiplantae, Streptophyta, Magnoliopsida, Fabales, Fabaceae. The record is from RefSeq and is a predicted model, not a curated record.